UUGCGAGCAUUAACGAGUGUCAGACUGAUCCGUCACAGAGCGCUGCGUCCUGGGCACUAACACACCCUCAUCAUCACCCUCCUCCUCCCCUCCUCCUCCUCCUCAUCCGCGCUGCUCCCGAUCUUCUCCGCGCACAACAGAUGGUCCAGUAGGAGCGACCGCAGGCGCGCGACAAUUCCACUCUGAAGUUCUCCAACAGAACUUCACCGGAACGCACCGCAGAAUUGGAGCGGGGGGCACCGAGACCACCACAUCCCACUGACUUGGAUCUACGUUCGGAGGCGCAAUUUGGUUUCAAGGUCAGGAGCAAACAUGCCGUUUGGCUGUUUAACAAUCGGAGAGAAGAAGGAUUAUCAUAAUCCUUCGGACGUGACGGACAAAUAUGACAUGGGUCAGCUGGUUAAAUCGGAAGAAUUCUGCGAGAUAUUCAGGGCCAAGGACAAAACCACCAUGAAAAUGUACACGUGUAAAAAGUUCCUGAAGAAGGACGGAAGGAAAGUCCGCAAGGCGGCCAAAAAUGAAAUCCUCAUCUUGAAGAUGGUGAAGCACCCCAAUAUUCUCCAACUGGUGGAUGUCUUUGAGACCAAGAAAGAGUACUUCCUCUUCCUGGAGCUUGCCACGGGCCGAGAGGUGUUUGACUGGAUUCUGGAUCAGGGCUACUACUCAGAGCGAGACACCAGCAAUGUGGUUCGCCAGGUGUUGGAGGCAGUGGCCUAUCUUCACUCCCUGAACAUUGUUCACAGAAACCUCAAGCUGGAGAACCUGGUGUAUUACAAUCGCCUGAAGCACUCCAAAAUAGUCAUCAGCGACUUCCAUCUUGCCAAGCUGGAGAACGGACUCAUCAAAGACCCCUGCGGGACGCCGGAGUAUCUGGCUCCAGAAGUGGUUGGCAGACAGCGAUAUGGACGGCCGGUGGACUGCUGGGCGACAGGAGUCAUCAUGUACAUACUGCUGUCUGGCAAUCCCCCCUUUUACGAUGAGACGGAUGAUGACGAUUACGAAAACCAUGACAAAAAUCUCUUCCGCAAGAUCCUGGCUGGCGACUAUGAGUUUGAUUCCCCAUACUGGGACGACAUCUCAGACUCAGCAAAGAGUCUGGUGACGCGUUUGAUGGAGGUGGAUCAGGACCAGAGACUGACAGCGCAGGAGGCUAUAAACCACGAGUGGAUCUCUGGUGGUGCGGCUUCAGACAAGAACAUCAAGGAAAAUGUGUGCGCACAAAUCGAGAAGAACUUUGCCAGAGCUAAAUGGAAGAAAGCCGUUCGUGUCACCACCAUCAUGAAGAGACUCCGAGCCCCUGAGCAAAGCGAGUCGAGAGCAGCCAGUCCAGCAGCCGGCGCCCCUGGAGACCCUGCUGCUCCCCAGGCUGCAGCGGACCCCUGUGUGCCUACCCCUGCCGGAGAAACACCACACCAGCCCACACCGGAGGCUGCACCAGCUUCAGUGGCGGAGCCGCAGCAGCCCAGCCCGGCACAGCAGGAAGCCGAGCCGCCAUCACGCUGCAACGGUGACACCUCCGCCCUUCAUGCGGACCCGAAUGCCGGGAAUGAACAGGGUUAGAUCCCAACACUGCUGUGACGACAUCAGUCCCCCGCAUAUUCCUGCACACUGUACAUUAGCUGCUAGCAUGGUGACACUGACUCUGCUUCUCUCUAACUCGCAGCUUUAGUAUUACUCCACGGAGGCUGUGCGCUACCUUUCCUGCGUGAUGCGUUGCUUUCUUUUACACAUUUUUUAUCCACAGCUGAAAACACACUUGUAUUUGGGGCUUUGUGGGACCUGUUUUGGAUUUAUUAUUUCAUAUUAGAGGAAGAAUUCAAACAGUGGCUCAUGAUGUUUCUUAAAACCCGGCCUCCUUUGUUGACGAUCAUGUAAGAAAUAUUGUACUGCUGCUACAGCAGUAAACACAGACUAACACUGCUGAACGCUACACAACUGCAAAAAGAAAAAAAAACUACGUGGUGUUCUACUUGCCCACAUUUUUGAGGCAUGACAAGAGAGCAGAGAUGGCCAAUUCAAUUUCUAAAGGGGUCACAUGUGAGGGGCAGUCAAACCGUGGGACAGAAGAAAAAAAAAAGUAACUGAAAACUACUUCCUAAACACUAGGGUUUUUUUUAAGUCAGAAAUCGUGUAAUUACAAUAUGAAAUUAUAUCCUUAAAAUAUGUUUUUUUAUCCAUAAUAUAUUGUGAUUUUUAUGCAUUUUCUUUAAAGAUUCUCAAAAUAAAUCAUGAAUAUUGGAAUUGAUAUGUAUCUUGGGAACAGUGCGCUCGGUAACACUAUUAAGUUUUCCUCACAAAAUAUUUUUAAUUUUAAAAAAUUCAAAAGAAGACACAAACAAAAUAAAGGCCUUAAAAGGCUUAAAGUUUUACUUAGAAAUAGUGAUGAACGUUGGGUGAAAAAAAAGUUUUUCUUCGUGUUAGGGCCACAUAAACACAGGCCAAGGGCCACACGUCGUCCACAUCUGCAACAGAGGUUUAAACAAAACCAAGGACCAAACUCAAAAUAACUGAUGCCUCAAACUUACAUAAGGACCACAAAGAAAACAGCCCUUACCUGCACAUUACCUCUGAUUUGUCCUCUUUAAAUGUGUAAUGAAAGCUUGGAAUUAUUAACCACAAAAUGCUUAAACUUUAUUAGAAAAUACGCAAUGAAACUGUGCCUCUGUUGUCGAUCAGGUAGGUUUGGGGAGACAUUUAAAAAGCCUGAACAAAUCAGACUCAUUGGGUCAAACAUCCCGGUAUGAUUUUCCAAUGUCCAUUGUGUUUUAUUGUCAUUUAUUUAUUUUUAAAUCAAGGCAGCUUGACACAUAAGCACAGACAUUGUUUGUUGUCACUUCCUGCUCAGGAAAGAACCUCACGGCUGUAUGUGUAAAGAUUCUGUACAUAGAGACCUCUGUAGAAGUAGCCAAAACCGCAUGCUUUCUCACCGUUUACAUUGGAAGCCACUCCGUGGAUAGAGAUGCGCUACUGCUAACAACGCCACAAGCCAUGCUAACGCUGUUCUUUUACGUUUAAACAUUGCGUCGUCUGCGUCCAACACGUAGAUCCCGGCUAGAAUCAAAUCGGUUGAUAGCAGUUCUAUGCAUCUUCAUUAUUUGUAGCUUUUUCUUUUUCUUUUUUUUUUAUUUUUUAGAAAGGCACUUGUAAGUACUCUUUCUGUGGUCAGAUACUGACUCUAACGCCACAAAUGUCUUAAUAUUAUUUGAACUGUAAAAACAAAAUGUGCAUUAACUAACCAUGCGUGGCUUUCAUUGGGGACAUGCAUCCAUUUGUUGGCUAUAUCAGAGCCAUCUUUCCUUUGCCACACUGAUAAUAUUUGACAUGUCGUCUUUACAAUUUCGUUCGAGUGUCACUUUACCUUUUUAGCGUUAUUUCAGUUGUAAUAAUUCGAUGUCAGUGGGUCCCAUAGAUAUCAGUAAUAACAGUAAUAACAGACAGGAGGUGUUUUCACUAGACCUUUAAAGGAGCAAUAUUUGACUGGCUUCAGAAACUGUGAACAUUGAUGUCCUAAAUAUGGUCUGUGUAAGAGUAGUGUACUGUCUCUCAGCUGGUUGGAGAGAAGUGAAGAGUCCAACUGAUCCUUGGACCGUUUGUUAGUAACGUCACAUGAUCAUUCUAGUCAUCAGCUAUUGCAAACAAUUACUCAGCGAUUAAUUCAAUGGAUACAUUUAAAACUGACAAUAAGACGUCAUGACACACAACAUAAUUUAACAAUGAGUUUAUAGAGAUACAUUAUUUAUUUUCUUAGAUCUGUAUUAUGAAUACAAUUGCAGUUGAGUGGAGGCAUAUGUGGAAGCAUUAUACACUUUUCACAAUCAUGUUUUUUGGGGCAGGUUUGAAACUGAAUAAAAAACAUUGUAAAGAAAGUUGUGAUUAAUUUAAACAGACAACAAACCUGAAUUGACACCAUGAUGCGGUGAAAUCUGUUCAGUCAAUGUUCAGUCCAUCAACAUUGUAUCACUCGAAUUUUCUGUGAUAUUGUUUGAAGAUGAGUUGCACAAUACCUGUAUAGAUUUUGGAUCAAAAGGGACCUUUGCUACGAAGGAUCAUAUUUCUUACUUUUAUUAUCGGUAUUUUAUUGAUAUAUGGAUUGGUCAACAGACCAGUCAUUUACUUUAUAUACUUUUUAUGUAUACAGAUCAGAAGGUGUUGUCCAUCCUGUCUCUGCAGGUGGGAAAUGAAUACUGUUCAGUUACUGUCACACUAAAGCAAUGCUUUUCCCUCUCUCACUGUAUUUAGUCCGCCAUGUUUGACCAUUUUGCCAGGCACUUACAGGUGUAGUUGUAAAUGUGAUAUUCGCCAGGACCAGUGGUCACCUGUAGGUCCUUUCUUGCAUUUGUGAGCUCUGUACCCGUUCUCUUUGAUGAGUUGAUGACU
Messenger RNA from Synchiropus splendidus (mandarinfish), 4377 nucleotides. Its product is annotated as caM kinase-like vesicle-associated protein. Gene Ontology annotation, cellular component: intracellular anatomical structure. Gene Ontology annotation, biological process: peptidyl-serine phosphorylation. Bases 313 to 1560 code for a protein of 415 amino acids. Lineage: Eukaryota; Metazoa; Chordata; Actinopteri; Syngnathiformes; Callionymidae. Gene Ontology annotation, molecular function: ATP binding; calmodulin binding; calcium/calmodulin-dependent protein kinase activity. The transcript is spliced from 11 exons. The record is from RefSeq and is a predicted model, not a curated record.